Messenger RNA from Xyrauchen texanus (razorback sucker), 1822 nucleotides. RefSeq lists its product as uncharacterized. NCBI's taxonomy places the organism in Eukaryota, Metazoa, Chordata, Actinopteri, Cypriniformes, Catostomidae. The coding region runs from base 66 to 932 and encodes 288 amino acids. The transcript is spliced from 3 exons. The record is from RefSeq and is a predicted model, not a curated record.
UCUACAGAAACAGUUCAUAUCCUGAGUAGGAGUAUGAUGUGUAGCUUCACAUAAUUUGUGAAAGUAUGUCACAGUUGUCAGUGAAAGAGCAAAGUGGCUGUAGAAGACUGUUGACAUUGUUACCCAAGGAAGACUUGUUGGCCCUUACCGAUACAGUUACGAAUCGUCUGAUAGCUGUAGGGAGUACUAAAGAGGCAAUUGAAGCCAUCAUAGCAUACUCUCAGGAUGCAGAGGAGCUGCUCAAAAGGAAGAAGGUGCACCGUGAUGUCAUUUUUAAGUAUCUUGCCAAUGAAGGAGUUGCUAUUCUUCCGAACACGGAGAAAUAUCAGCUGGUCAGGAAGACCCUUGAGUUUUGGUCAUCUGAUGAGAUGCUAAAGCCAAAAAUUGAGAAGAACACAUCUGCUUCUUCAGAUAAGACUGGAGAUGGUCUGUCAGAUCUUGCAGCUUUGGGAAAACAGUUUUGCCAGUGGUUCUUCUGCCUUCUCAACUCUCAGAACCCCACACACGGUCAGCCGGUGCAGGACUGGGGUCCUCAGCAUUUCUGGCAGGACGUGAGACUUCGGCUUCUGUUAUGCUCUGGAGAGCAGCGUGUAGAAGAGUUCAAUGGGGCAGAGUUGGUCAGCCAGCGGCUUCAUGCUCUUGUGGGAGAAGAACGUCUUUUGUUCUGCCCGAAUUUGGAGGGUCUUGGGUUAAAGUGUGUAUCUUCACCUCAUGGAUUGGUGUUUGUGGCUGUGGCUGGGACCAUCCACCGUGACAGUGCCUGCCUUGGGAUUUUUGAGCAAGUGUUUGGGCUCAUUCGCUCACCACUGAACAAUAAUCAUUGGAAGAUAAAGUUUGUGAAUGUUAAAGUAGAUGCACAAAGUGCCAUCACUGACAAACAGUUACCAGUAAUUACAUAUGACUCCAACGAGUUGCUAAGCCUUUGCAAUUGAGCGUCUGUGAACCACACAUGGUUUGUGUGGACAUUUUUUGAUGUGGUAGUGACAAAACUCACUGAAAAAGGAAUAUUCUGUACAAGUUAAGCUCAAUCAACAGCAUUUGUGGCAUAAUGUUGAUUACCAAAAAUAAAACAAAACAUUUGACUCGUCCUUUGGUUAUAUAUUUAAAAAGGAAUAAUAAAUAAAUACCCAGACAACAGAUUUUUGUUGUCCUGUCUACGAAGUGUUAACAUUGUAUAUAACUUUUCACAGAUAAGGUUAGAAAGCAAUUUUAUCACACUAAAACCAUGUCAACAUGUCUUGUUUAUAUCUUGUGUCUAUUCUUUUGAAACGGUGUGUAUUUCAAUGUUUAUGGACUGGCCCCAAUCACUUCCAUUGUAAGUGCCUCACUGAAACUGCAAUUUUGACUUUAUUUAGCUUUAAUUUGGAAAAUCAACAUUGUGCCUUAAAUGCUGUUAAUUGAGUUUAACCUGUAUUGAACCAGGGACAUUCCUUUCACCAUAGAUAAUCGACAUGUAAAUAACGUUAUCGUGGGGUUCCAAAAAGUAUGGUAAAAUGUAUGGCACCUGAAAUUUAGAUUUAGAUUUAUGUAAUAUUUAUUUUAUUUGACUUGUCGUUGUUGAUUUUUUUUUUUUUUAUAGAGAACUAAAUUGAUGGAAAAAAAUAAAUACAAAUUAAUGGAGAGAUAGAAAGCUACAAAUUGAUUAAUUAAUUAAUAAUUUAAUUAAUACAAUGGAUCCUGUAAAUUAAAUUGCCAUUUCAUUAUUUUAGGUUCUUUUAGAUUCUUUUUUCCUUCAAAUUACUAAUUUGUAUUUCAACCUCAUAAAUUAUUUUUGUAGUUCAUUUCAUAAAUGUUCCAAAAUGAAAAAGUGGGGAUCUUUUCU